This is a messenger RNA of Aureobasidium subglaciale EXF-2481, 456 nucleotides long. RefSeq lists its product as uncharacterized. The coding region runs from base 1 to 456 and encodes 151 amino acids. The record is from RefSeq and is a predicted model, not a curated record. Gene Ontology annotation, cellular component: mitochondrion. Gene Ontology annotation, biological process: mitochondrial respiratory chain complex II assembly. NCBI's taxonomy places the organism in Eukaryota, Fungi, Ascomycota, Dothideomycetes, Dothideales, Saccotheciaceae. The transcript has a single exon.
AUGUCCUCACUCAGUCUCGCACGUCUCGCCGUCCGCUCUUGCUACACCCUCGCUGCUCGCCGUGCCAUCAGCACCUCGCCAGCCUUCAGAUCAUCGUGGUCUCCAGGGCCCUCGCCGCCGCGUCUCCCCAAGGAAGAGCAGGAGGUCUUCGACAAGCUGAUGAAGCAAUCUACUGGUGCCUUCAGUACUCCUCAGCAAGCUCCUGAAGAGACGGUCGCCGAAGCCUCCCCUUCCAAGCCACAGGUCAACCAAUCGCCCCAGAUCAACCAAUCGCCUGCUCUCAAAGCAGAUGGCAAGGGCGAGGAACUGCACCCAAACGUCCGACGUGGCGCUCCUCCAGAGUUCGAAGGCGAUGUCAACCCUCAGACAGGCGAGGUUGGUGGUCCCAAGAACAACCCUCUGCGAUGGGGCCAUGGAAGCGACUGGAGCUACAACGGCCGUGUCACCGACUUCUAA